AGAACCUACUGAGAACAUGUCCCGAAAAGCUCUCAUCGCCGAUUGAUGUCAUAGCUAGUACGCCUCCUUAGCUUUCCUCCCAAAUCAGCUUUCUAUCCAAACAAACUACUCUACAUCAGAAAUAAAAAGGCAUCAAUGGACAUUUAAAUACAGCGGCGAUAACAAGAAUGGACACGCCUCAACCCCCCACUCGCCCAGAAUCACAUGUGAUCCCAUACCAGCAACAAAAGCGCGCUCGGAUCUUUCCCACAACGAUGAUUACCCUAACUUCGCUGUCCAUGGUUUCCUGCGUAAUCGUCCUCGGCAUCGCCAUCGCGCUCGCCGUCGACCCCGCUCUCCAGAGCUACAUCCCCGUCUGGACCGCUCCGCAGGCGGGGGUAGCUCUGCUCUGGUCCGCUCUUGAGCUCAUCACGGCGUACGUACCAACACCGACAGGGAGCAACCGACGAACUAUUCACCCAGCCGCGCUCGUGGCGGUCCAUCUACUGCUAUGGCUUGGUUUCGCCGUCGGGGUCGGCCUCACCGCCUACGUUCUUCAGUACGGGCUCGUCUUUGUCGGGCCCGAUGAUCGCGACGCGUAUCCCGAUGUCUAUGAUUAUUAUUACGAUGAUAAGGACGGCGACGACUAUGAUUAUUACAGCAACUUCUACAUCCAUUCGAUGGAGGCUCUUGUGGCGUUUCUGGCCCUCUUGAUAAUAAUACAUUUUAUAUUUUUCGCUGGUGCCUGUGUAGAGGUUACGAGACGCAGAAAGCGAAGUUAUAAGGCGGAUAGUGGUGGAGUAGAACUAGAUAUUCAGUUAGCCGAUUGGGGUACGCCUAAACAUCUAGGUUAAGCGCAUGAGCGAGGGGGGAGAGAGGCUAUUCCUUGUAUAUACGGCCGGCUUGGGUCGAGUUCUUGGUGGUGAAAGGCGUAAGGGGGGGUUAUGUUGAUUUUAUUUAUCAUCCGAUAAUAUUGAGUUCAUAAGUAACGAAAUAAAGGGUGUCUAUCUCUACCUAUAUAUGUGACCGAUACCUGCUGCUUCUAUAUAGUAUUAAUCUAUAAACAUGGCAUCCGUUGAGCUUCUGUAUAUCUUGUACAGGGCUUGCCUUUGUCUCUAUGUAUGAUCAUAUCUACCUA
Messenger RNA from Hypoxylon fragiforme, 1117 nucleotides. RefSeq lists its product as uncharacterized. Lineage: Eukaryota; Fungi; Ascomycota; Sordariomycetes; Xylariales; Hypoxylaceae. The coding region runs from base 168 to 833 and encodes 221 amino acids. The record is from RefSeq and is a predicted model, not a curated record. The transcript is spliced from 2 exons.